CCCACUAGGACAAGACGCGAACUCCCAGGUUUCCCGUCACAGCUGCAAACCUCAACCUUAACAUCCACCGUACGAACUCUCUUCACCGACUCGCAACCACGCGCCCGCCCACACACCUCCACUACUACGAUCACGACUCCAGCCAACAUGUCCCGCGCCGCCGCCACCACCGCCGCCCCCAAGAAAGUCAACAAGCCGCCAGUGGCCGUCAGUGUGCCCAACCCGCUCCUGGAGGUUCUCGACAUAACCCCGCACCCACGCGGCUUCAAGAACGCGGCGUACAAGGCUCCGCUCCGCCGCAACAAGAACCUCAAGGCGAUCCUCAGCGACGCCACCAAUGCCGACCCGAACCGUCUCAACCCCACCACCAAGCUGCUGCAGCCCACCUACCAGAAUAUCGAGAGUGCGCCCAGUCUGAGGAGGGGGAAUAAGUGGUGCGAUAUUACUGGACUACCGUCGAGGUAUACAGACCCCAAGACGAAGCUGAGGUUUCGCGAUGGUGAGGUCUAUCAAGUCCUCAGGAAUCUGGGCGCCGGCGGCGCGGAGAGGUAUCUGGAGGUGCGUGGGGCGAAUGUGAUCCUGAAGUAAGGGGGAUUGAGGCACUUUGUAGCUGGCGUUAUGGGAUCGGGAGUUUGUUUGUUGGAAAGCGAUUGAAUUUCAUAGCAUUUGGUACUGUACAGUGUACUGGGUGAUAAUAAUAGAACUGU
Messenger RNA from Tricharina praecox, 707 nucleotides. RefSeq lists its product as uncharacterized. The record is from RefSeq and is a predicted model, not a curated record. Bases 148 to 588 code for a protein of 146 amino acids. Lineage: Eukaryota; Fungi; Ascomycota; Pezizomycetes; Pezizales; Pyronemataceae. Gene Ontology annotation, biological process: chromatin remodeling. The transcript has a single exon. Gene Ontology annotation, cellular component: Ino80 complex.